Messenger RNA from Lipotes vexillifer (Yangtze River dolphin), 1512 nucleotides. It is a transcript of the gene AMBP, whose product is annotated as alpha-1-microglobulin/bikunin precursor. The transcript is spliced from 10 exons. Lineage: Eukaryota; Metazoa; Chordata; Mammalia; Artiodactyla; Lipotidae. Gene Ontology annotation, molecular function: serine-type endopeptidase inhibitor activity. The coding region runs from base 147 to 1205 and encodes 352 amino acids. The record is from RefSeq and is a predicted model, not a curated record.
CUGAACAGAGCAAACAGCAAAGUCAUCUACAGCCACAGGCCGGUUCCCCAGCCCCAGUCCAUAGCUGCCUCGUGCAGGGAGGUGGUGGCUCUUCGGUCCCCAGACGGAGCCCGUGAGUGACACCCCAGGCGGAGGAGCCCGGAGCCAUGCAGAGUCCCGGGGCCUUGCUCGUGCAGCUGACCGCCUGCCUGGCGGUGAGUGCCAGCCCUGUGACGACGUUGCCCGACGACAUCCAAGUGCAGGAGAACUUCGACCUGUCUAGGAUCUACGGGAAAUGGUUCCACGUGGCCGUGGGUUCCACCUGCCCGUGGCUGAAGAGGUUCAAGGACAAGAUGACCAUGAGCUCGCUGGUGCUGGGAGAGGGAGCAACGGACGGGGAGAUCAGCGUGACUAAUACUCACUGGCGGAAAGGUGUCUGUGAGGCGAUCUCUGGGGCUUAUGAGAAAACAGGCACUGACGGAAAGUUCCUCUAUCACAAACCCACAUGGAACAUCACCAUGGAGUCCUAUGUGGUCCACACCAACUAUGAUGAGUAUGCCAUUUUUCUGACCAAGAAAUUCAGCCGCCGCCAUGGACCCACCGUUACUGCCAAGCUCUAUGGACGGGAGCCACAGCUUCGGGAAACCCUGCUGGAGCAGUUCAGGGAAGUUGCCCUGGGUGUGGGCAUCCCUGAGGACGCCAUCUUCACGAUGCCCGACAGAGGUGAGUGUGUCCCUGGGGAGCAGGAACCAGCACCCACUCCACUCUCGAGAGCCCGGCGGGCUGUUCUGCCCCAGGAAGAGGAAGGAUCAGGAGCUGGACAACUAGUAACUGAUUUCGGCAAGAAAGAAGAUUCCUGCCAGCUGGGCUACUCACAAGGUCCUUGCCUGGGGAUGAUUCAGAGGUAUUUCUAUAAUGGCUCAUCCAUGGCCUGCGAGACCUUCCACUAUGGUGGCUGCAUGGGGAACGGCAACAACUUUGUCUCGGAGAAGGAGUGUCUGCAGACCUGCCGGACCGUGGAGGCCUGCAAUCUCCCCAUAGUCCCUGGCCCCUGCCGAGGCUCCACCCAGCUCUGGGCAUUUGAUGCUGUCAAGGGGAAGUGCGUCCUCUUCAUCUACGGGGGCUGCAAGGGCAACAGCAACCAGUUCUACUCAGAGAAGGAGUGCAAGGAGUACUGUGGCAUCCCUGGUGAAGGGGAGGAGGAGUUGCUGCGCUUCUCCAGCUGAGCGGCCCACAGGCCAGAGGUCCACAGGCCACAGGGAGCGCGAGGGCCAGUGUCUGCCCCAGGGUCCCGCGGCAGGUUCCAAUAAAAAGCAAAUUGUAAACUCCUGAAAUUCCAUGUCCUGACGAUUCAUCACGAAGUAUAAUGAGAUGGGGGGAGGGGAGGGGGAGACAAGCUGGGGAGCGGGCAUGAGUAACCCCAGCUUUCCCCACAUGUGAAAAAUGUAUGUGUUGGAAGUGUAAUAGAGCCAUCUUCAGGACAUGAAAUUGGCUAUGCAAAUUAUGAAACAUAAAUCACAGUUCUGUAUAAAA